Messenger RNA from Cydia amplana, 2176 nucleotides. It is a transcript of the gene l(3)76BDm, whose product is annotated as trafficking protein particle complex subunit 8-like. The record is from RefSeq and is a predicted model, not a curated record. The transcript has 8 exons. Gene Ontology annotation, cellular component: TRAPPIII protein complex. Bases 56 to 2176 code for a protein of 706 amino acids. NCBI's taxonomy places the organism in Eukaryota, Metazoa, Arthropoda, Insecta, Lepidoptera, Tortricidae.
GUUCAAGGAGCACCUGCCAGUGGUCCCGCUGCCGCUGCUGGAGAGCGAGGCCACGAUGGUGCUGUGCGUGGGCCCCGCGCCGCUGUCCUCGCCCGGCCGCGUGCCCGCCACCUCGCUCGCCGCGCACCACACGCCGGACCGCCAGGAACAACACACGUGGCUUAAGCUCGAGGAGAUGCUGCUCCAAGUAGUGUACGGCAGCGUGCCGAUGAUCUUCAAACCCACCGUCGACCUGUACACCAACAAAACCGACGUGAACCCGUUUGUUCCGCAAGGAGAGCCAAUACAAAUAUCAAUCACUCUUCGAAACCCGCUGAAAAUAGUCAUUAUUCUGAAAGACGUCGAGCUUUUAUGGCAAUUCGUUUCGGAAAGCGAUGACUCCAAACAGGUUGUGAACAAUGAGCCCAUGGUGGCGUCUGGCAGCUCUCUGGAAAGCAGCGCCAUCCGCGGGCAGAAGAUCAAAUCCGUGGUGUUGGAGGGAGAGAGCAGCAAGAUGUUGACCUUCAGUCUGACUCCCUUGCGCAUGGGGCGGCUGUGUGUGCAGGGUGUGGCGUAUAAGUUGAUUAAUGCUGGCGAAGGAGGCAAUGAAAAUGCAACUGGUUCGGUUAUAGCGGGAAAACUGAAUUUAUUAUCGGGAAUCAAUGCUUCUGAUAAACGCUUGCAAAUCACUGUGAUUCCGCCCGCUCCGUGUUUACAGAUGACGUUCACGGAAAGCAGCGCGGAUGUGAUAAGCGGGGAGCUGCGCAUCGUCGACGUGGAAAUCCGGAACGUGGGUCCCGUGGACGCGGGGCCCGUACACUUCGCCGUGUCGCACCCCGAUUGCGUGCAGAUACUGACGCCCGACAACGAGGAGCUCUUCAAGCAACUAUACGACGAGAAAUAUAAGCCGCCUACGGUGUAUUCGGACGAGCGGGCAGCGCGCUCGGGCGCAUGGCGCGCGCUUGCGGCGCGGCACUCGGCGCGCCUGUGCGCGGGCGUGCCGCGCGGGGCGUGCGCGCGCGCGCGCCUCGUGCUGCGGCCGCGCGCGCGCGCGCCCGCGCUGGCGCUGCUCGCGCUGUACCGGCCCGAGCCCGAACCCAGCGCGCCGGCCGCGCCGCGCGCAUACAGGCUGUUGCGCCACGUGUUCCGGUUCACGCCCAAGGAAACGGUGGAAAUAUCAGUUACACCCCGGCGAAGCAUAAAGACCGCUCCGGAUAAGAUUUUCGAAAACAUGAAUCUGGUCACCGAGAUUAAGAAUAUCUGCGGAGAGAAAGAUGAUGACGUCAGUAUUGAAGUUCUCGAAGCCUCCUUGCUCGGUAGGCGGUGGCGCCUUACCGGUAUGAUUGCGGCUGCCGGCAAAUAUCAAGUGUUGCGAUCUCGCGAAAAGAUGCACUUAGUUUUCCAAGCUAGCAGAAUCUUUGAUUUCCCGUCGGAGAGCAAAGUGGGGUGGUCGGGAUUAAAGAUUGCGACGGGACAACCCGACCCUGAAGACAAUAUAGCGGUCUCGCCGUAUUCCCACUUUGUUACUGACUAUGCCACUUCCAUAGACAACAUGGAAGCUAAUGGAACGUCCGAUACGAAAGCGGGAUUGAUACAAUCCAUGUUCGUGGUGAGAUGGAAGGCUCAUCACAGGACGAAAGGGACGACCGUGAAUGGCCAGCAUUACCUCUGGCUGGACGACUUUACCAGAGUCCUGUCCCGCGAGAGAGAAGUCGUGUCCCCCGACGCGCCGCUGCAGCUCGACGAAUACGAGAUCAAGUUAGACCCCCACGAUACUAGAAAGAAAAAUAAAGAUAAUGUCGUCGUCUUUAGAAUGGAACACUCGAACCUAAUCAGUCAUAACUUCGAGAAGAAUAAGCUGUGCCUGGUGCCCAUAACUAUCAACAUUGUCAACUGUUAUGAAGUCCCAGUGAACGUGUUUAUUGACAUGUCAAAGCAAACCAACAGGGAGGGCGGGCGGUCGCUGGGCUGGUGCGGCGCGCUGAGCGGCGCGGGGCCGGGCGAGCUGGGCGUGUCGCUGCGGCUGGAGCGCUGGGAGGCCCGCGCGGUGCGGCUGCGCGCGCUGUGCGCGGCGCCCGGCGCCUACGUCGUGGGCUCGGCCUUGGCCGUGUCGGCCACCACAGGCGACGCCGCGCUCACUCUAGCGCACGCGCCCGCGCCCGCCGACACCUCUCUGCUCGUCGUCCAAACUACGUAG